Molecule: messenger RNA, 300 nt
Organism: Theileria orientalis strain Shintoku
Lineage: Eukaryota; Apicomplexa; Aconoidasida; Piroplasmida; Theileriidae
Exons: 2
Coding region: 1-300 (99 amino acids)
Source: RefSeq, a predicted model, not a curated record
AUGCCGCUACAAUACUACUGUUAUUUUCUUUUUAUCUCACGUGUUCUUAUCCACACUGCUCUGCAACGUUGUUUUUACACCCAAAACACUGUCCCAGUGUGUAUGUGUUUGCGAGUUGAGUGGUUCCAGCCUGUGAGCGCGCUGGGGUCAGCUAAGUCUCACUAUAUGGUCGACUACACAUUCAACAGUGCCCACUGUACAGCAUUCGCAUACGUUGUAUAUGAACAAGUUACUAUAAGAUCGAGCUCAGAUCAACUUUACUCUCCUAGAACAGUCGAUAAAACAUCAAUAAACACAUAA